Molecule: messenger RNA, 723 nt
Organism: Cutaneotrichosporon oleaginosum
Lineage: Eukaryota; Fungi; Basidiomycota; Tremellomycetes; Trichosporonales; Trichosporonaceae
Cellular component (GO): mitochondrion
Molecular function (GO): carbon-nitrogen ligase activity, with glutamine as amido-N-donor
Source: RefSeq, a predicted model, not a curated record
CUUCAGAGAUUUCGGGCGGAAAAGCAACUUGCACUCGUCUCACCAUGCUCCGCCGUUCCGUCCUUGCCCUCAAUGUGCGCGCACUUCACACCUCAGCGCUGCGCUUCGCCGAAAAGUCUGCGCUCGAGGUUCGCCUUCGCGACUCGCUCAAGGACGCGAUGAAGGCGCGCGACAAGGCGGCCGUCUCGACGCUCAAGGCCAUAAUCGCUGAUGUGACGUACGUCGUCAAGAGCGGCUCGACGCCCAACGACCCCGCGACGCAGGAGACGGUCGUCAACACGAUCCGCAAGGGGAUCGCGAAGCGCCGCGAGGCCGCCGAGUCGUAUGCGCCAGGCGCGCCCGGCGCCAGUGAGGAGCACUACGCCAACUUUAACAACGAGAUCGCCCUGCUCGAGAAGUACAUGCCGGAAGCGCCGACGCCCGAGGCGGUGCAGAAGAUCAUUGACGAGAUCGUCGCUUCACUCGAGACGCGCAACAAGGGUCAGACGGGGAGUGUCAUGAAGGCGCUCUGGGAACGGUUGGGGGAGGCGCGGGCCGCCGUCGACAAGAAGGACGUGGCGGCGCGCGUCGCCAAGGCUCUGCAGUAGUAUGCCAGAUCAUGUAGCAUGUAUCAUUUCCCCUCUCAUCCACGGCACCAAAACAAGUGUCUCUUAUUUUACCCAUUGUUGCGAGCAUUGCGCCCUCCUGCGCGCGUAGCCACUAUGCAUCUAAUUGUACAGGGGG